AUGAGUUCAGUGUGGAAAAGAUUGCAGAGGGUGAACAAGAGAGCUGCCAAGUUCCAGUUCACCGUCUCUUAUCAUGAACUUACUCUCGAGACAACAUCUAAAUGGAGACCCAAUAAAUUGAGUGUUGUUUGGACAAGGAGAAGUAGAAGAGUUAGCUCAGACCCGCUAGAAUGGGAGCCUUGUUUGAGUGAUCCAAUGAUCGGAAUAGUCAGUUGGGCUGUUCCUGAUAACCACACUGUGUCCGUGACACUUUUUAAAGACCCACGUACUCAUGAGCUAGAGGAUAAGGACUGGACUUUUGUUAUUGAAGAUGUCUCUCCAACGGGAAAAAGAAGGCACGUCGCGGCAACAAAUAUUAAUAUGAAGAAAUAUGCGACCCUGGAAUCAAGUCAGCAACAGCUCAAAUUAGAUCUCAAACCAACGUCGAAAAAAAUAGUCCGUGCUACGUUGGAGUGCACGUUAUCGUGUGUGUUCCUACGAGAAGGCAAAGCUACAGAUGAGGAUAUGCAGAGUAUGGCCAGCUUGAUGUCUGUAAACAAUAACAGCGAUAUAGCGCCUUUAGAUGACUUUGAUAAUGAAGAUAUCCCUGAGGAUGUCGAGGAGUUAUCGCUAAAGAAUUUAGACGAAAUUCUUGAUAUUUCAACGCAACUAGAAAUGAUGACGAAUAGUCUGACUGAAAACGAAAUGCCAAGUACUCCGAUAAGCGUGGCUAGCUUAGUUAAAGACGAUGCAACACCGGUAAACGAUCAAGUUAGUGUAACACGUGAUGUCAGUUUAACGGCUAUCCCUGAUAAUAUCAAGGACAGAUCGCCUAUUAAAGAUGAGAUCGCCGUUGAAAACGAUAAAAACGCUUCAAUGAGAUCAAAGCUACAACCAUUGGACUUGAAAAAAAAUGAAACAUGUGCACCACGUAUGCGAGAAAUAACACCGGGUCAAGAUCUUUUAGAGUGGUGUAAAGAUGUUACACGUAAUUAUUCAGGCGUUAAAGUAACAAAUCUAACGACGUCGUGGCGUAAUGGAAUGGCGUUUUGCGCAAUAAUUCAUCACUUUAGACCUGACCUUAUCGACGUGGAUUCAUUGUUGCCGCAUGACGUCAAGGGUAAUUGUAAAAAGGCAUUUGACGCGGGGGAAGCACUCGGUAUUCCACGUGUUAUAGAACCAGCUGACAUGGACAUACUAACUGUACCGGAUAAGCUAGCGGUAAUGACGUAUUUGUACCAAUUAAGAGCCCAUUUUACUGGUCAUGAAUUAGAGGUUCAUCAAAUCGGUAAAACCGCAGACGAAUCAUCGUAUAUGAUUGGUAGGUUCAAUACGGACAAUAAUUCCGAGGUGAGUGUACAAUUAUUUGGUCAAGAGAUCAUUAAUAUGCGGAAAAAGGAAAAUAUUGAGCAGAGAAGCAAUAAAAGUGGUGAUACUAAUACAAACAGACGGUCUAAUCCGUUUGAUUAUAAAAGAGAUGAAACUUGUGGUGAAUCGCUGAAAAAUAAAUUACACCUUAGUUUAAAUACUGAUAUUCAGGAUAAUGAACCAGGUAAAGAUAAAUCACCGUCUAGUGUUAAAGACGUCAAGGACAUUAUUCUCGCAAGUUCGAAAAGUAUCUUGGGAAAAGUUUUAUCGCCGACUAAAGAAAAAUAUACCAGAGAAAAGAGUAAAUCUCCACCACGGUCACUUCACGUUCAACAGCGUCCAAUUCUCAUGACGAGACGUCAAUUAACGGAUCCAUUUGGAUCUGAUGAUGAAGACGAAAAUAUUCAAGUUGUUGACGACAAGUGGUCUCAAUCGAUUUCUAUCACCAAGUCACCGACCUCUCCACGAGACGAAAUAAUUGAUCGAGCUAUUCGAGCUAAUUCAGAAGGUCCUCGUGGUCUCUCUCCAUUGCACGGCGAAUUACGAUCACAGCAUCCGCUGGUCACUCGACAUGACGAGCUGAGAGAGCGUGCACGACAACUCUUGGAGCAAGCCAGAAGUCAAUCUAAAACAUCAGCAAUGUCUUCGCCAGUUUCAAGUCCCAUUGAUUCUGAAUAUAAUGGAAAUAUACUGGCUAAUGCCAGCGCUAUUGAUAGUGAUAAAAAAAAUAAUUCACCUAUGUAUUCUUACAAUAAAAUAAUCGAGAGAAUUUCACCUGAUAAAAUUAGCCCGGAAAAAAGCCCACAGACAAUUCGAGGGCUGGGUAAAGAUAUGACGUCUUACAUCCAAAAUGAAUUAGAGGCUUUAGAAAGAGAACAAACCCAAAUAGACAUACAGGCGGCGAAACUUGAAAAACAAUUACGAGCCGCAAUGGAGAGUGAUAAUGAAGAAGACACUGAACGACUCAUGUCACUAUGGUUCACGCUUGUUAAUAAAAAGAAUGCUUUGUUAAGACGGCAAAUGCAGCUUAACAUUUUAGAAAAAGAAGAUGACCUGGAACGACGUUUUGAAUUAUUAAAUCGUGAGUUACGAAGUAUACUUGCUGUUGAGGAUUGGCAAAAAACAGCCGAGCAGAAAGUAAGAGAAAAUCUUUUACUUGAAGAACUAGUUUCUAUCGUUAAUAAAAGAGAUGAACUGGUCCAUCAUUUAGAUACGCAAGAAAGAGCAAUCGAAGAUGAUGACGAGAUCGAACGUGAUUUAUCACGUGCUGGUUUAGCGCAACGAAAUAAAAAUUGCGUGAUACAGUGA
Messenger RNA from Cotesia congregata, 2655 nucleotides. Lineage: Eukaryota; Metazoa; Arthropoda; Insecta; Hymenoptera; Braconidae. The record is from the annotation of a GenBank genome assembly.